UUCUUUGUAGCUGUUGAUAGAUUCCAUGUGCGCGGUACUCACGUUUCCUUCCGUUCGCAAGUGUUGAUUAUUAAUCAAUUAAUUAAUUAAUAAUUUUCUUAAGGUGAAAUAAUCAUUGAGUGAUGAAAUAAACAUCCUGAAAUGUCCUAUUCCCUCGUUCGAGCCAGUCUCGAUCUCGUUGAGUAUGAAACUGACGUGAAACCAGUUAAGAAAAAGAAGAAACAAAAGCAGGAGAUUGGCGCAUUGAAUUUAAUACCAGCUCAUCAAAGACUUCGACAUACAGGAAAAAUAUCGCGGUUCCGUAAAAUCGAUCAGAACCUACGAAAAUCAUUGGGAAAACCAGAAAAAUCCGUUCAAGAUAAUGUGCAGAGGCUUCUUUCGCUGAGCAACCGUAAACUUGACGGAGAAACCGCGGAUAAGUUAUUUAAUCGAGCAGUGAAACAAUCUCUUGGAUCUGUCGAGAAACCUCAGGAGAAUCAGACAACAGCCUUCACCGAAGAAGACUUCACGAAAUUUGCAGCUGAGUACAUCGGCGACUAGUAAAAUGUUGAGCAGUGAUC
Molecule: messenger RNA, 560 nt
Organism: Diachasmimorpha longicaudata
Lineage: Eukaryota; Metazoa; Arthropoda; Insecta; Hymenoptera; Braconidae
Exons: 3
Coding region: 142-540 (132 amino acids)
Source: RefSeq, a predicted model, not a curated record